Messenger RNA from Ziziphus jujuba (common jujube), 369 nucleotides. Its product is annotated as 4-hydroxy-7-methoxy-3-oxo-3,4-dihydro-2H-1,4-benzoxazin-2-yl glucoside beta-D-glucosidase 2, chloroplastic-like. The transcript has 6 exons. Gene Ontology annotation, molecular function: beta-glucosidase activity. Lineage: Eukaryota; Viridiplantae; Streptophyta; Magnoliopsida; Rosales; Rhamnaceae. Bases 1 to 369 code for a protein of 122 amino acids. The record is from RefSeq and is a predicted model, not a curated record. Gene Ontology annotation, biological process: carbohydrate metabolic process.
AUGGACUCUACAGUAAUAGUGAAUGUCACAACAGCAGGUUAUAAGCUUGGAUUGGAAGUUCCAAAUGCUGAAGUUUAUGAAGAAUUACAAAUAAAAUCAUCUGAUUUUCCAGAGGAUUUUGUUUUUGGUGCUGCUACUUCUGCAGCACAGAUUGAAGGCUCACCAAAUAAAGAUGGGAAAGGACAAAGUGAUUGGGAAUACCAAGCUAUAAAUUUCCCAGAUAGCAUUGCGAAUAGUAGCAAAUUCCUUCAAGGAAUUGACUCCUAUAAAAGAUACAAGGGAGAUGUGAAGCUUGUGAAAAAACUUGGAGUUGAUUCUUAUAGAUUAUCUCUUGCUUGGACUAGAAUUCUUCCAAGUAAUAAUAGCUAA